Molecule: messenger RNA, 738 nt
Organism: Komagataella phaffii GS115
Lineage: Eukaryota; Fungi; Ascomycota; Pichiomycetes; Pichiales; Pichiaceae
Exons: 1
Coding region: 1-738 (245 amino acids)
Biological process (GO): phospholipid biosynthetic process; lipid storage; lipid droplet organization
Cellular component (GO): endoplasmic reticulum membrane
Source: RefSeq, a predicted model, not a curated record
AUGGACAUCCCCAAGGCCAGUGUUUUACUGUUUUUUCCACUAACAUUGGCUCUUGGGUUGGUAACAAGGAAUCUUUUACUUUUGUUUGGUGCCCUCCCUACGGGAGGAUAUCUUUUGGAUCCAUCCAAUUUGAUAAAUGGGAUAUUUGUAGGGCAUGCGUUUGAGAUAUUCGCAGCUCUGUUUGGUAUUGUCUCAUACUACACCUUCCAAGUUUACAAGAUGAUACUGCCGGUCUCAGUAGAUGACAAGACGAACCAGAAAAUAAUAAGCGGUCAAAUCAGCAAGGUUGUUAUCAUUACAACAUGGCUUAUUGUCACAAAAGUAUGGUUCUUUGGGGAUUCUUUAUUUGACCGCUUACAAGAACACACAGGCGCGACCUGUCAGUAUCCAGAAGGGUUAGAGAAGCUGAUUGCAAGGAACGACAACUACUCAAGUUGUGAACGAGCUGGAGGUCUGUGGACGGGAGGGUUCAGAGCCAGCGGCCAUCUUUUCAUCUUGACCACAGUACUGGGGUCUCUGGCUUUCGAAUGGAGAUCUGUUUUCGUGAAAGAUCCCAGUUUUUCCAGAUGGGGUUUGAUCCCCACCGCAAUCGUCAUGGCAUUCUGGAUUCUCAUGUUUUGGGUCACUUCAAUUUUCUUUCACACAGUAAUAGAGAAGGUUAUUGGAAUUGCUAUUGCCCUUGCAUUCUUGAGUAUACUGUACAUCUCCAAAGCAUGUGCUUAUGUAAACAUAAAUUAG